Messenger RNA from Eremomyces bilateralis CBS 781.70, 1738 nucleotides. RefSeq lists its product as uncharacterized. Gene Ontology annotation, cellular component: membrane. Bases 453 to 1640 code for a protein of 395 amino acids. Gene Ontology annotation, biological process: malate transmembrane transport. Gene Ontology annotation, molecular function: malate transmembrane transporter activity. The record is from RefSeq and is a predicted model, not a curated record. Lineage: Eukaryota; Fungi; Ascomycota; Dothideomycetes; Eremomycetales; Eremomycetaceae. The transcript has 2 exons.
CCUGUCAUUGAUCAAUAUGAUCCGUUCAACUCUAUUCCUGACUCCACUUUCCAUCUUGUUUCUCUCAGCUGAUUGAGGUCUAAGAUCUGUGUGCUUCCGGAAACCAUCCACGGCAGUGAUAUGACUUCGAUCAACAACCUGAAUCAAGAUGGGAUACUUUCAUAUCUGAGACGCGGUUUAUUUUUCGCAUGGUCUAUUUACUACCAUGGGUUGGUGCCCAUCUACGUCAUCGGUACACACUUCCAUCACGAGGCACACCGUAAUCCCUCCUGGUUCGGUCCGACCGUUUCUCCAACGGCAUUGUGAAAUCGGUCGCCAUCCAUAUCUAAAACUUUUCAAUUCUUGUCAGUUAUACAGCGAGUCAUAACUUGUCUUUGUUAUUUGAAGGGUGGUGUAUAAUUCCAUCGCAUUUUUGUUCUAUUCUAUCGCCCGUUCCGCGAGGGAGUCUGGAUAUGACUGACGCUCCAGUGAAGCUACCCCUGAUAUAUCGAUUGUCCCGCAUCACUUGGCCAUGGUUUACGUGCACGAUGUCCACUGGUGCUAUCGCCGCACUCCUCUCGCAGCAGCCAUUUCCCUUCCGUGGGCUGGUAGCGAUCGGCACAAUGUUCUUCAUUUUCGAUGCCGUUCUCUUCUUCAUAUUCAAUCUCAUGAUGUUCAUCCGUAUCACGCGGAAUCCUCGUGCAUGGCUUGCGAGUCUCCAUCAUCCCAAUGAGUCUUUCUUCUUCGGCGCAUAUUGGGUGAGCGUUGCGUUGAUCAUCUAUUCCAUUCAAGCAUAUGGCGUUCCUAGGUCUGGACCGUGGCUCAUCCGGGCGCUGGAAGUACUCUUUUGGGUCUAUAUAUCUUGUUCCCUAUGCGUGGCGAUUUUCCAAUAUCAAGCGAUUUUCUCAGUGGAGAGGCUGCUGAUCGCAGACGCCAUGCCGGCAUGGAUUUUGCCCGCAUACCCUUCCCUCGUCACAGGGCCUUUGGCUGGUGUACUUUUGAAGUCACAGCCGGUGGAAAGUGGCCAACGGAUAUUAAUUGCGGGGAUUGCAAUUCAGGGGCUGGGAUGGACAAUCGCGUUUAUCAUAUACACGAUGUAUCUUACGCGGCUCACUACACAUAAGAUGCCUGCCCAUGGGAUGAGGCCGGGCAUGUACGUUGCUGUUGGUCCGGCUGCAUACACAUCGGCGGGGCUCAUAUCGCUUGGCCGUGCGAGUCCAGGACUAUUCCCUACCUUGAAUCUCAGCUCCGCCUCACCCACACCUAUCCCAGUGGGUUCAGUGAUGGCGGUGCUCGGGUUCGUAUCGGGAAUCUUUUUAUUUCUUGUCGCCUUUUGGUUUUGCGCACUUGCUACCAUUACGGUGCUUCGAGUCGUACGAAGAAUGAGCUGGACACUGAACUGGUGGGCCUUUAUCUUCCCCAAUGUCGGGUUAGCAAUUGCGUGCAUUCAGAUUGGGGAUGCGUUGGGGAGUAAAGGAGUGCAAGGAGUUGGAGCUGGCUUGACUCUCCUGCUCAUAGUGAUGUGGAUAUUUGUGAUGGGGGCUUCCUUACGUGCACUUUGGAAAGGUCAAGUACUUUCUCCGAACAAUGAUCCAGGGUUGGACGAUGUGGAGCUAGUCCUAGGGGAUGCUAUAACGACGGGUAGGAAUCGAAUAUACUAGCACCAUAAUAUUGCCAAAACACAUGUUCUCGUUAUAUACCCGCCUAGUCUCUAGUUGUUGAAUCCUCAGUGUUGAAAACACGGGUCAUGCUAAGACAA